UCUAAGUUAGCAACUAAUAACUUUUUAAAUUUCUAUGGAGGAGCAAUAAUUUAUAAAAUAAUUUUUUGUUGGGCUGAAAUUGGCGCUGCAAAACCCCAGACUCCCCACCGCAUCGAUUACUCCGCCUAUCUCAGCGUCUUUUGUCCGUCAGUAAUGUACUGAUACUCUAAACCCUCCUUUUCCGAUGGCUCUCCCGCCGCCAUAUGACCCCUACUACCUAGCCCAACCGGAGUUCGUCUACAGCAACGAUGGCAAUGGAAUCAAUACGCUUUUUGUGUCCGGCCUUCCCGACGACAUCAAGGCUCGUGAGAUUCACAACCUCUUCCGCCGGCGACCUGGUUUUGAGAACUGCCAGCUCAAGUAUACCGGCCGUGGAAACCAGGUUGUUGCAUUUGCGACUUUUGCAAAUCAUCAAUCAGCAAUGGCAGCUCUACAUUCAUUAAAUGGUGUUAAAUUUGACCCUCAAACUGGAUCCACUUUGCACAUCGAACUUGCAAGAUCAAAUUCAAGAAGAAAAAAUAAACCAGGAAGUGGACCGUAUGUGGUUAUUGAUAAUAGGACUAAAUCUGCAACUGAUGAUAGGGAAUCGUCAGGUGAUGAUGCUUCAGGAGAUAGUGAUUCUGAUGAUCCACCUGGGAAUCAUGACUCUGGAAACCAAGAUGAUUCAGCAACAGAGAAAAGCUUGGGGAAAGCAGCUGAUGGUAACAAUGCUUCUGCUCCAGAAAAUGAGCAACUGGAAAAAACUGCAGAUGGCGCAUGUUCUACUCUGUUCAUCGCAAACCUAGGUCCAAAUUGCACUCAAGACGAAUUGAAGCAAGUUAUUUCUCAAUACCCAGGAUUUAACAUCCUCAAGUUGCGGGCUAGAGGUGGAAUGCCAGUGGCAUUUGCUGAUUUUGAGGGAAUUGAACAAGCGACUGCGGCCAUGAAUGCACUUCAAGGAAUCUCACUGCCAUCAUCUGACCGGGGUGGCAUGCAUAUAGAAUAUGCAAGAUCCAAAAUGAGGAAGGCCUAACUCAGAAGCCCCUUGAAAGGACAUUUCGGGUGCCCAACAUCAAAUGGAAACAGGGUCCAUUGCUGCCUAGAGAUUAUAUUGUAAUUCAAUAUUCUAUGUUAUUUAAUGCUUUAAGCCUUUAGUUUUCUAUGCUCAUAGAGCAUAAACCAAACUUUUGUAUCCUCAUAUUGAGCAAUGCCAUCAAAUUUCUCUUGUAAUUUAUACUAUUCAAUUAAUAAUCUAAUGGUGAAAGAUAGGAAUAAUAAA
Messenger RNA from Olea europaea var. sylvestris, 1258 nucleotides. Its product is annotated as U2 small nuclear ribonucleoprotein B''. Gene Ontology annotation, molecular function: mRNA binding. Bases 185 to 1012 code for a protein of 275 amino acids. The transcript is spliced from 10 exons. The record is from RefSeq and is a predicted model, not a curated record. NCBI's taxonomy places the organism in Eukaryota, Viridiplantae, Streptophyta, Magnoliopsida, Lamiales, Oleaceae.